Messenger RNA from Hyposmocoma kahamanoa, 2202 nucleotides. RefSeq names its product dnaJ homolog subfamily C member 22 (gene wus). Lineage: Eukaryota; Metazoa; Arthropoda; Insecta; Lepidoptera; Cosmopterigidae. The transcript is spliced from 6 exons. The coding region runs from base 1 to 1116 and encodes 371 amino acids. The record is from RefSeq and is a predicted model, not a curated record. Gene Ontology annotation, biological process: endocytosis. Gene Ontology annotation, cellular component: early endosome; plasma membrane.
AUGUCUGCGAAAGUGGACUGUGAUGCUAGCAGAAAAUCUGUGAUUUGGGCGUACGUGUUGUGGUUGUUCGGCGGGAUAUUCGGCGUACACCACUUUUAUUUGAGAAGGGAUCGUCAUGCAUUUGUGUGGUGGACUACUCUGGGAGGGUUCGGCGUGGGAUGGCUGGGAGAAAUAUUUCGCAUACCUCGGUACGUGCGAGAUGCCAACGAAGAGCAUCCUCAAGAAUUAAAGGCUAAAAUGCAACAAAACAAAAAGCCACCUUUCUCGAUGAAUCGGUUCACUGGCAUGUUGAUGGUCGGCUACUCAUGGGGCCAAAUGAUGAUGUGCGCUGUGCCUCCAGAUGAGUUUUGGGGCAUCAACCUUCGCUACUUGAAUUACCUUGUCCCUCUUGCCGCUGCUUUAGGUGUAUGGACAGUGGGCAACAUAGGCCGUGAACAAGGCUCUCUCAAAUGGCCUCUACUUGCGGCGUACGCUGCGUACCCCAUACGGUACUAUAUCUAUGACGAAACUGUGUGGUUCACCCUUAUGGUGAUUGCAUCAAGCCUCGCUUUCGACUCGUUUUCGAAGGAAUGGCGGAGAACUCGUACCAAACGAAACAUUGUCAAACGCGUAGGAAUACUAGCUCUGUGCGCCUGCUUGUACCUUUCACUGUGGUGCAGCUACCUCUACUUUCAUGGGACUAUCACUGACAGUGAAGGCGACGAGAUACCCAUAUAUGAAGCGCUUCAUCACUUCUUCACUAGUCCUUGGUGGUUGGACGUAAAGCAAUGCCUGAUCGAUACGUAUCAAUACGCGCAGCAUCACGGCUGGUACGAGGUGUGGAAGCAAAUUAUUGACCUCUCAGAUCCGCAUGGCGAGCAAAAUGCUUACAAGGUUCUUGGUAUCGGUCCUGACGCCAGUCAACAAGAGAUCACAUCCACCUGGAGGCGUCUUUCUCGGGAAAACCAUCCCGAUAAAGUCAAAGACGAAGUGCAGAGGCGUGCUGCACAAGAACGAUUCAUGGAAAUCCAACAGGCUUAUGAAAUCCUCUCCAACAGUAAACAUAGAAGAAACAGACGUAACAAGAAGGACAACUCUGAUCCAAGACCAGAGUCAAAACAAAGAACUGAGUUGUAAUUUACUCUUUCAUGUUUUAUGGUAAGAUUCAAUGGAUGCAUUUCAUCAUUUCAUUACUUGUGACGAAAUUUUAUACUGAAAUUUUCCAGAAAGUUAUCUGUUAUCGUAAAAGGCAUUUUUAGUUUAGGAUUAUAUUUAACCUGUAUUAAUUUACUUUAUUUAAUGUCUUUCUAAUAUUUUUUCACAAUCUUAACAAAACAAGUCAAGUUCAAAAUUGCGUAGUUUCUCCAUGAUACUGAUUUUUGUCUUAUCAGCUAAUUAAUAUUAAAAAUGCGAUGAUCUGAACAAAUAUCUCACGCUUAGCGAAUUUUGUGAUAGUUUUGUUCACCCGUCCUUGUUAUUAUAUUUUUGGUGUUGAUUUCGCGAAUAUUGAAAAAGAUAAAAUUAACAAAUUCAUAAGCGUUUUCUUUUUUCAACUAAAGGUUUUUUCAUUACUUGAAAAAAUGACCUCUGAAUUAUGGCCAGUUCGACGUGCUUCACAUUAAUGUAAAAUAUCCUGUAGUAAGCGUGAUACGUCGACUAAAUCUUUUUUUGGACAAAAUAUUUUUAUUCACAUUUUUUAAUACACGGGUAACAAAAUCUGGUAGCGAAUAGGGUCGUAGCGGUCAAAUGUUUAUAAUAAAUAAGUAAUAAUGAAACUAGUAUUUGAAAAGAAUGCAUAAAGAAUUUAAUAAAUAGUAACUAUCAAGAGAACACUAAAAAAAUGUGUAAAGAAAAAAUAAUAAUUUUGUUAGCUGUAUGAUUUUAUUGCCCGUGAGUUAAAUUUUUUUGCGCAAUGUCACUACUAGUAAGAUUAUUUAGGAAAUUUGGGUUAAAGGUCUGAUUUAUUUAUGCAUUUAAAGAGCCAAAUCUAAGUUAAUGUGUAAAUACUACAUUUAUACCAACUGCAAUUAAUUAUAUUUACGUCACCCAAUUACUUGGUUAAGUCGACAAAUGACCGAUUUGUUCCUUAGCCAUUUAUUAUUUAAUUAUUAUUAACUUAGGUUAGAUUGGCAAAUUAUUUAUUAUUAAAUCCACCUGCGUUUCUUUCGUGGUGGUUUACCUAGGCACUAUAUCAAAAUAAUAUUCAGGUCUUUGGUUUUCGCC